AUGUGUGAACAAGCAGUUUUACUGAGACAGACGAAUAGGCAACCUGAAGCCAGGGAGCGCGAAGAAGGCGGGUUUUGGUCACUGAACACUCUUUCUCGACCCACUUUCACGCGUCGUUCCUCAUAUAUCACAAUUGUAACUUCAUUACCGAAUGGUGCCAUAAAUCAGACGGACUUGGAGCUUGACUUCUCCGAAGCUGAGAUAGAGCGGCUCAUGAACAUGGCCGAGCCAGCCCCUGCUUUAGAGCAUGAGAAUCACAUUCAAUGGCAGUGGGCCGGGCCCCGCAUUCCUUGCUCUGAAGGGGGUGCAACAUUCGAGUCUCGCGAGGACGGUUUAUUAAAGGGGAACCCCUUUGAGGAGGCGUUCAAUCCUUGGAAAACAACGCUGGAGGAUUUCACAAGGAGGUACACCGCACCACAAGCCUUCCAAACUGGUCAAGGAGCGUGUUCAUCGCUCGAGGCAACCGAAUCUGGUUCUGCUACUCUACGCCUGAAGUCCGUGUCGUCUCGCUUGGAUGCUAAUGCGAGCACUCUUGAGCACGCACUGACCCGUCUUCAAGAGACAUUAUCUGCUGAGCGGGUACUUUCCUCCACGAUGACUUCAGUAUUCGAUGACGACAGGGUGGCCCACGACUCGAGGGAGGGAUCAGGCAAAUUGUCCCCCACCUCGACAUAUGUUGACUCAGAGGAUGAAAUCAUGGAGAUCUUGGGACAUCGCGCUGAAAAGCUGCCGUCGUCGGAGCAUGUCCUAGCCAAGCUUUGCAGUACUGCAAUAGAGACAGUCGCCUUAGUAAGAGAAAUGUCGGAGAGUGUUGCGAAGUACGUGAGCCUUCCUUGCCCACUCUCGCAACUGUUCGCUGAGAUGUACCACCUCAAAGACUAG
Messenger RNA from Cantharellus anzutake, 882 nucleotides. RefSeq lists its product as uncharacterized. Bases 1 to 882 code for a protein of 293 amino acids. NCBI's taxonomy places the organism in Eukaryota, Fungi, Basidiomycota, Agaricomycetes, Cantharellales, Hydnaceae. The record is from RefSeq and is a predicted model, not a curated record. The transcript has 6 exons.